Messenger RNA from Cryphonectria parasitica EP155, 483 nucleotides. RefSeq lists its product as uncharacterized. The transcript is spliced from 2 exons. Bases 1 to 483 code for a protein of 160 amino acids. NCBI's taxonomy places the organism in Eukaryota, Fungi, Ascomycota, Sordariomycetes, Diaporthales, Cryphonectriaceae. The record is from RefSeq and is a predicted model, not a curated record.
AUGCCUCCCACAGUCGACAGGUUGACUUCCACCCAUUCAUCUAUUGUUACUAUGUCAGAAACAUCAUUCACUGAUGAAGACAAUUCUGCUCCUGAGAGUCCAACACCGCUACAAGUAACACCACCUUCCCCUGCCCUCAGUCCCGGGCCUACACCAACUCGCGUGACAUCAUCCAUUGAUCCUAAACCUCAUGUUAUUGUGUCAGACUUUGAUCGGUUUCCUCAAUGGCCCAUCUCGGCUAUUGACCCGGAGCUGCCCGAAUGGAAGGUGAAUGGCCUAGUUGACCAGAAAAUUGACGGUGGUCUGUAUGAAGCUGAGCUGGGACCAGUAGCAUGCGAGAGCACGAUGAUGGCUCGCCGAGAUCAUCGCGGAUUUUCUGUUUUCAACAAUCAAUGCUCAACUUGGCAGGGCAUACCCACCAUCCCAGUCGAAUACUUCCUUCCCAUCAACAACUUGAGCAGCAUCUUGACAUGGGAGUCUUGA